Molecule: messenger RNA, 842 nt
Organism: Calidris pugnax (ruff)
Lineage: Eukaryota; Metazoa; Chordata; Aves; Charadriiformes; Scolopacidae
Product: protein transport protein Sec31B-like
Exons: 6
Biological process (GO): endoplasmic reticulum organization; intracellular protein transport; COPII-coated vesicle cargo loading
Cellular component (GO): COPII vesicle coat; endoplasmic reticulum exit site
Molecular function (GO): structural molecule activity; protein binding
Source: RefSeq, a predicted model, not a curated record
GAACAUCUGCCCAGCAGCUGGAUGCAUCCUUCAGUACAAAUGCCACCUUGGAGAUAUUCGAGGUUGACUUCAGGGAUCCCUCCCUGGACAUGAAGCAGAAAGGAACACUUCCUGCCUCAAACAGGUUUCAUAAGCUGAUCUGGGGUAACUUUGGAAACGGGUCCCCGGAGUCCUCCGGGGUGAUUGUUGGUGGAGGAGAUAACGGUGUGCUGACAAUGUACAGCGUGCACCGGAUCUUGACUUCGAAAAGUGAGCCCGUAAUUGGGCAAACAGAGAAGCACUCAGGUCCUGUUCGAGCUCUUGACUUCAACCCUUUCCAGAGUAACCUCUUGGCUUCUGGAGCCAACGAUUCUGAAAUUUUCAUCUGGGACUUGAAUAACUUCAGUGUGCCUAUGACUCCAGGGGCUAAAUCACAGCCUCAUGAAGACAUCAGUGCAGUCUCCUGGAAUCGCCAGGUGCAGCACAUCCUCUCCUCCGCUCACCCCAGCGGCAAGGCUGUGGUUUGGGACCUCAGGAAGAACGAGCCCAUCAUCAAAGUCAGCGACCACAGCAACAGAAUGCAUUGCUCAGGAAUGGCCUGGCAUCCAGAAGUUGCAACCCAGCUAGUCCUUUCCUCCGAGGAUGACCGCUUGCCAGUGAUCCAAAUAUGGGACUUACGUUUCGCUACCUCUCCUUUGAGCCAGCUGGAAGGGCACACGAGGGGAGUUCUUUCUGUCUCCUGGUGCCAGGCUGACCCUGAACUGCUGUUGAGUAGCGCCAAAGACAACCGGAUCUUGUGUUGGAACCCAAGUAUGGGGGAGGUACAUAAUCACAGCUAUAAGUACACAUGCUCUGCUUUAUAG